AUGCGAUGGCCGCCAUGGAGCUCCGAGUCGAACAAUGACGAACAAAAACAAACACCCAGCUCCUGGCUCUCCUCUGCGGCGAACAACCCGAGCUCCAUCCUCGACUGGACAGCGUUUACAGAAGCCAGAACCAUUCUCCCAACCCUCGUCCUAACAAGCGGUAUUCUCAUCGCAGUGCGCUUCCACGGCCGCUACCUACGUCGUAUCCCCGACGCGCCCAGCAUCUCGGCCUCGUAUCUUCGACGGCGGAGCAUCUUCGGCCAAGUCACCAGCGUCGGCGAUGGAGACAAUUUCAGGAUUUUCCAUACACCGGGUGGCCGCAUGGCGGGAUGGGGCUGGCUACCGUGGAAAAAGGUUCCUACUCUGAAAAAGGAUCUAAAGGACCAAACCAUCCAUAUCCGCCUCGCUGGCAUUGACGCCCCAGAAUUAGCCCACUUCGGCCGCCCCGAACAACCAUUCGCGCGCGACGCCCACACCUGGCUAACAUCCUACCUGACCAGCCGACGAAUCCGAGCCCUCGUCCACCGGCAGGACCAAUACUCGCGCGUGGUGGCGAGUGUCUUCGUCCGACGCGCAUUUGACUUCCCGCCAUUCCGUCGACGGGAUGUUUCCUACGAAAUGCUGAAGCGUGGUUUGGCAACUGUAUACGAAGCGAAGGUUGGGUCGGAAUUCGGCGGUGAGAAGAUGGAAAAGAAAUACCGCAAGGCCGAGUGGUGGGCUAAGAAGAGAGCCAAGGGGCUUUGGAAGGAUUAUCGUCGUGUCGGAUCCGAUUGGGAGAGUCCGAGAGAAUACAAGAAUCGGAUGGGUAUGGGAGAUCCUGCUCCGAUCGAGAAGGGGAAUGGGAAAGGGAAGAGUGGGAAAAAAUAA
Molecule: messenger RNA, 867 nt
Organism: Penicillium crustosum
Lineage: Eukaryota; Fungi; Ascomycota; Eurotiomycetes; Eurotiales; Aspergillaceae
Product: thermonuclease family protein
Exons: 2
Coding region: 1-867 (288 amino acids)
Cellular component (GO): cytoplasm; mitochondrion
Source: RefSeq, a predicted model, not a curated record